Messenger RNA from Hipposideros armiger (great roundleaf bat), 3123 nucleotides. It is a transcript of the gene PDGFB, whose product is annotated as platelet derived growth factor subunit B. Gene Ontology annotation, biological process: positive regulation of cell migration; positive regulation of MAP kinase activity; positive regulation of phosphatidylinositol 3-kinase/protein kinase B signal transduction. Bases 780 to 1616 code for a protein of 278 amino acids. The transcript is spliced from 8 exons. Gene Ontology annotation, cellular component: membrane. The record is from RefSeq and is a predicted model, not a curated record. Gene Ontology annotation, molecular function: growth factor activity; platelet-derived growth factor receptor binding. NCBI's taxonomy places the organism in Eukaryota, Metazoa, Chordata, Mammalia, Chiroptera, Hipposideridae.
CUCGCGCACUCUCCCUUCUCAUCUCAUCUAUAAAGGCCGGAACAGCUGAAAGGGUGGCAACUUCUCCUCCAGCCGCCGGGAGCAGCCCGCCUGCCUCCCUGAGCGCCCGAAGCCUCCCCCGCCGUCUCCGUGAGGGCUCUCCUCCGGCCGCCAGCGCCCAUCUUUCAUUCCCGAGAUAGAGAUAUUUUGCACACACGCACACAUACAGACACGCGCAAAAAGAAAAAAAAAAAAGCCCAUCCUCAAGCCUCGUUGCAAAGAGAAAGCCGGAGCAGCCGCAGCUCGAAGCCCGCAGAGGACGCCCAGAGUGGCGAGCGGGAGGGCAGACGGAUCUACGGACUCGCGCCGCAUCCACCUGUCUGCCGUGCCCGGCUCAGCGCGCAGCGGGCACGCCGCGCGCGCGGAGCAGCCGUGCCCGCCGCCCGGGCCCCACGCCAGGGCGCACACGCUCCGGCCCCCCCACCCGGCCCGGGCGGGAGUUUGCACCUCUCCCUGCCCUGGUACUCGGGCCGCCGCUGCAAAGCCAACUUUGGGAAAAGUUUUCGGGGGGAGACUUUGGCUUUGAGGUGGCCAGCUCUGCGCUUUCCGACUUCGGGGGCCUUUCCAGAAAACGUUGCAAAAAAGCUAAGCCGGCGAGCCGAGGAGAGCGCCUUUAGCUGGCGAGUGAAGACGAACCAUCGACUGCCGUGUUCUUUUUCCUCUUGGAGGUUGGAGUCCCCUGGGCGCCCCCACACGGCUAGACGCCUCGGCGGGUUCGCGACGCAGCCCCCCGGCAGUGGAUGCUCGCUCCGGCUCGGGAUCCGCCCAGCCCCCGCCCUCCACCCUGGCCGCGGGGGCGGCGCGCUCGGUCCACGCGUCCGGGGCCCCGCGGGGCCGGGCCCGGAGUCGGCAUGAAUCGCUGCUGGGCGCUCUUCCUGUCUCUCUGCUGCUACCUGCGUCUGGUCAGCGCCGAGGGGGACCCCAUUCCCGAGGAGCUCUACGAGAUGCUGAGUGACCACUCGAUCCGCUCCUUUGAUGACCUCCAGCGCCUGCUGCACGGAGACUCCGUAGAUGAAGACGGGGCUGAGUUGGACCUGAAUUUGACCCAGUCCCAUUCCGGAGGCAAGCUGGAGAGCUUAUCCCGAGGGAGAAGGAGCUUAGAUUCCCCAGUGGCCGCCGAGCCAGCCAUGAUCGCAGAGUGUAAGACACGCACCGAGGUGUUUGAGAUCUCCCGGCGCCUCGUUGACCGCACCAACGCCAACUUCCUGGUGUGGCCGCCCUGUGUGGAGGUGCAGCGCUGCUCCGGCUGCUGCAACAAUCGCAACGUGCAGUGCCGCCCCACCCAGGUGCAGCUACGACACGUCCAGGUGAGAAAGAUUGAGAUUGUGCGGAAGAAGCCAAGCUUUAAGAAGGCCACAGUGACCCUGGAGGACCACCUGGCAUGCAAGUGUGAGACGGUAGUGGCUGCACGACCUGUGACCAGAAACCCGGGGACUUCCCAGGAGCAGCGAGCCAGGACACUGCAAACGCGGGUGACCAUUCGGACUGUGCGAGUCCGCCGGCCCCCCAAGGGGAAGCACAGGAAAUUCAAGCACACGCAUGACAAGAAGGCACUGAAGGAGACCCUUGGAGCCUAGGGGCAUCUGCAGGAGAGUGCGGGCAGGGUUAUUUAAUAUGGUAUUUGCUGUAUUGCCCCCAUGGGGUCCUUGGAGUGAUAAUAUUGUUCCCCUCGUCCGUCUGUCUCGAUGCCUGAUUCGGACGGCCAAUGGUGCUUCCCCCAUCCCUCCACACGUCCGUCCACCCCUCUGCCAGUGGGUCUCCCCUCAGCGGCCUCCAGCAUCUUGCCCGGAAGCUUGAGAAGGAAACAAAAAGAUCUGGAUUCCAUCGAGGUCUUCCUCCUCCAACCCCAAGAAUCUGGGAUAAGGGUGCAAGAGAGACUGAUGGGGGAAGGGGCUCCCUUCCCCAGCACCUGGCCCAGGCCACACCUAAGUGCUGUGGACUGGCCCAAGGAACCCUGCAUGUGGCCCUGAGGACCUCUCGGCAUGGCCUGCUUGGCCCCUGGACCUCCAGCCAGCUCUGACGGGAGCACCCCCAGGCAGGCCAGAAUGCUUCGUACUCCUGUGGCCGAGACCAGGUGGGGGAGCACAGACUGGAGAAAACCCCCUCUCACCGUGCCCAGGCCCAGUCACCUCUCUCUGGUCACCUCUGCUCACAGUGGCUUCCUUUCAUGUUACAUGUAUGAAAUAUUUGAAGAUGUGGACUCCUCCAAGCGAGUGUGGCCUGAGUGCCAGGCAGCCAAAUGCCCUCUCAGAUGGGUUAGAGAUGAAGGUUGCUCUGGAGGGGGGUGUAGAUGGUGACCUGGGCAUCCACUGUCUCCUCCCAUUCCCCCCUUUCACUUCCUCCCCUGUUUCAUCUCUCUACCUCCACCCUGCAUCUUUCUCUUGUCCUGGCCCUUCAGUCUGCUCCAGCAAGGGGAACACCUCUUAUUGAGGCUCCAAAUGACCCCUGUCACUGCUUCCUAGGGCAGAAGACCAGGGGCCAGGGCAGCAGGGGGCCUGUGCAUUAUAUCCCAGCCCAGUCAAGACUGCCAUGUAAGGUUGUGCAGGUUGGGCACUGCACAAGGGCACUGUCUGCAGGGAUCACCGAUCACAUCAUAGACAUGGCCAAUUUGUAUAUUUAUUAUGACAAUUUUCUGGCAGGUGGAGGUCAAGUGUCUUAAGGAAAGAGAUCCUUUUCCUAAUUGACACAAAGGCUCUUGUGGACUGGCUGUGCCUCUGACCCAGCUGGUGACUCAAAGUGGCCAGAUAAGAGUGAGCUCCUGGUGGGGAGGUGGGCAGGUAACACAGUGUCCAUCUGUCCUCUAUUUCCCCAAGUCCUCAGCUCAAGCAGCCUCCCUUCCAAGCAGGUGUGAAAAACCCGAGAGAAAGUCUCCAAGGGAGUGGGGCAGCCCUUAUGCCCCCAUGCACACUCCCCCAUCUUAGAUGCUUUUGAGUUCCACCUCUGGUGGCCCCUUCCAGGAAACCAGCUCCUGGGCUGGGAGUGGGGGAGAAAGGGAAAAGAUCCCCAGGUUCCCCUAGGGGUGGGCUCUGAGCUCCACCUCCCUUCCCACCUUCCACUGCAAUUUUCCCCUCCCCCUCCCCCCAA